CUACCUUCACUCUACAAGCCAUGGCCAACAUAUCCCUUCUCUUACUGCUUCUCUGUAUACUAGCCUACAAUGCUCCAACGUUACAAGCAGCCUAUGCCUCAAGCUACUCCUACGACACCAAACCCACAACAAAGAAUGUAGUCGACUCAUGCUGGCGCAGCAAUACCAAUUGGGCAAGAAAUCGCCAAGCCUUGGCUAACUGCGCAGUAGGCUUCGGCAAAGAUGCCAUUGGAGGAAAAUAUGGGCGUAUUUACGUAGUCACCACCUCGUUUGAUGACCCCAUAAACCCUAAACCGGGCACCCUCCGGUAUGGUGUGAUCCAAACGCAGCCGUUGUGGAUCGUUUUUGCCAAAGACAUGGUUAUCACCCUCAAGAAUGAGCUCAUUAUGAAUAGUUUCAAGACCAUAGACGGUAGAGGGGCUAAAGUAGAGAUUGCAUAUGGACCAUGCAUAACUGUGCAGGGUAUUAGUCAUGUCAUUAUCCAUGGAAUAAGUAUUCAUGAUUGUAAGCCGGGGAAGUCCGGCGUGGUUAGGAGCACUCCUACACAUGUCGGGCGGCGCCUAGGGUGCGACGGUGAUUCCAUUAGUAUCUUUGCUUCUUCGCAUGUUUGGGUUGACCAUUGCUUUUUGGCACAUGGCGCUGAUGGCCUCAUUGAUAUCACCCAUGCUUCCACGGCAGUCACCGUCACUAACAACUAUUUCUCCCAGCACGACAAGGUGAUGCUGCUUGGACACAAUGAUAAAUUUACUGCAGAUAAAAUUAUGAAGGUCACAAUAGCCUUUAACCGUUUUGGGGCAGGCCUAAUUGAAAGGAUGCCAAGGGUCAGAUUUGGCUAUGCCCAUGUUGCCAACAAUAGAUAUGAUGAGUGGAAGAUGUACGCCAUUGGUGGCAGUGCUAAUCCAACCAUUUUCAGUGAAGGCAACUACUUCAUAGCUCCUGAAAAUCAUGAUGCCAAACAGGUUACGAAAAGAGAGGCCUACGAUGGUUGGAAGAGUUGGAAAUGGAGAUCUUCUAAUGAUGUGCUUCAAAAUGGUGCUUAUUUUAUUCAAUCUGGAUGGGGAAGUUGUUAUCCAAUGUACACUCGAACACAGAAGUUCAAGGUCUCUCCAGGAUCGAUGGUUCCUGCUUUGACUUCAAAUGCAGGUCCACUGCACUGCAUUGUUGGUAAAGCAUGUUGAUUUUGCUUUCUAGCUCCCAACUCGGCCGUUUAUGUUUUCUGUAACUGAAGCUCUUUGUACAUUGGCUUCUUGGAUGUAAGAAACAUGUUUUGUACAUGUAGCACUUGACAGCAGUGAGAACAACAACUUGUAUCUACUGAUCUAUUA
This is a messenger RNA of Rosa chinensis, 1325 nucleotides long. Its product is annotated as putative pectate lyase 2. The record is from RefSeq and is a predicted model, not a curated record. The coding region runs from base 21 to 1178 and encodes 385 amino acids. Gene Ontology annotation, molecular function: pectate lyase activity. The transcript has 4 exons. NCBI's taxonomy places the organism in Eukaryota, Viridiplantae, Streptophyta, Magnoliopsida, Rosales, Rosaceae.